Messenger RNA from Periconia digitata, 1287 nucleotides. The record is from the annotation of a GenBank genome assembly. Lineage: Eukaryota; Fungi; Ascomycota; Dothideomycetes; Pleosporales; Periconiaceae.
UUUCUACGACACAAACUCCGAAUCCGUGCACUUGACCUGUCCAACUUCAUCUUCUUUCACACCACGACUACCCAAACAUCAACCAUGGCUCCGGGACUUGUGGAAACAACUACGACUACCACUGAGGUCACGCACAACGUCCUUAAACUCAAACUCUCCGACAAAGCAGACAACAACCAUCUGGACUACGUCCCUGGUAGGACCGUCAUCAAGAACCACGAUGAUACCUACGAGUACGAGCACCUUCGCACACGUUUCCCUGAGAUAGUAUGGGAUCCUUUGGAGGAAGUUCCUUACCACGAUAAGGGCCUACUCGGCGACCCAACAUUCAAGAACCUUCUCAGCUCGGCUACAGAUGUCUUCGACUACAAUCCCAAGAUCGGCACUGAAGUUACUGGCGUUGACCUAGCCAAUCUCACUGAUGCGGCAAAGAACGAUUUGGCCCGACUCAUUGCUACCCGUGGCGUUGUCUUCUUCCGCGACCAGAAGAACUUGGGCAUCCAAGAGCAGAGAGCACUCGGCGAGUACUUCGGCGAGCUCCACAAGCAUGCCACCACGGCCGUCCCAAGGCAAGAGGGCCUCGAGAAUGUCCACGUCGUCUACACGGGAGAGGACAGCCCCGAUCUUCGAGCCAUGUUCACCCCAAGCUUCCUCUGGCACUCCGACGUAACAUACGAGGUCCAACCUCCCUCAUACACAUCCCUCAAAGUCGUAACAGGCCCACCCCGUGGCGGCGGUGGCGACACACUCUGGUCUUCCGGAUACGCAGCCUACGACAGGCUAUCCCCCUUUAUGCAAACGUACCUCGAGUCCGUCACGGCUCUCCACUCAGCAGAGCUACAAGCCCAGGGUACCCGCGAACUCGGCCGCACUGUCCGUCGCGAGCCCAUCACCACCGAGCACCCCCUCAUCCGCACCAACCCCGUCACAGGCUGGAAAUCUCUCUUCUUCAACCCGGGCUUCGUCACCAAGAUUGUCGGCGUUCCCAAGACAGAAUCCGACCACAUCAUCUCCUAUCUGAAUGAGCUCGUCAGCUCCAACCCCGAGAUCCACGCAAGAUUUAUGUGGCGGGAGGGCGAUGUCGCGUUUUGGGAUAACCGCGUUACGAAUCACUGCGCGACUUAUGGAUUUGCGCCGCAUCGCAGGCACGCUGUGCGUGUGUGCUGCCGCGCCGAGAAGCCAUACCUGGAUCCCAACAGUGUGAGCCAGGAGGACGACUUGGCGGAGAAGUACGGGAUUCCCAAGGCGAAUAAGGAUGGCUCGGGCAUUGUGAACUAUAACGACUAA